CCCUCCUUUGCUCUGUAUUGAUUAUUUGCAAAAUCAUUCACAGUUUCAUGUCUUAAGCAUGGACUGUUACUAUGUUUUUGGAUCUUGAACACUUCAAAUUUUGGAGGAUCUUAAGCUGGAGCUAGCACGGCUGUAGGCCGGUCCAGCCUCCCCUGUGCAUAUCUCAUUUUCUAAUGGACCAAAUGCAAAUUAUUUCGACCACCUAUGACCCAACCCAUCCUUUGCAACCAUUGCCGCUAACACAAUUAAAUAUAAUUCAUGUGUAUGAUUCUUCAAUAUCCCCUUUUAUUACUCUUCAACGAGGAGAUUCAUGAUAAAACAACAUAAUAAUUUUUUAUGUAGUGUUUAUUUUUUGUUCUCCAACGUUUCAACUUUUGUAUAGGAAUCCAAUACAAAUCAACUCGUCUCUUUUGAAUAGAUGCCAUUGCAGCAUACUUCCGUGGAUGGCAACUCCCUUCACCAAAAUGCAAAAAACUCGUUCAAUUAUUUAAAUUUAAUCAAUGUUGAGUUUGUAUACAGAUGGGAAAACCCCAUGACCCUGAAAUAGGUUAGAGAGCGGUAACCUCACAGUUUGCAUGUGGACAAUUUCGGAUUUCAAAAUAGUUUGCAAGUGGACAUUUAUGAUUUGUUGAGCAAUCUCUGUCCGCCCCCCAACCCCCCACACCAAUAUUUAGUGAAAUACGUACUGUUCCAGUAAUUUGAUAACAAUAUUAUUUAUUUAUCUUAUGAGUAGUUAAAUGAAAGCGCAAUGAUAGUGUUACAAUUAGUCUUGAAAUGUUAUCAUAUUUAUUCUUUAUAUUAUCGACCAUCCUCUUAUGUACCAAUGUUACUUUUUUACAUUCUAACUCGAAAGCUUUCAGUUCUCAGGCAGUUGCAAACAUGGAUAACCAGAUUGAAAUUGAAGUUGGAAGACCAAAUACCAUUCCCAACCAACAUCUGAUUGAUCGUCAAAGAACUGUAAACACUUUACACAAAGCUGCUCUAAAAGGUGAUUGGAAGACUACUAAAACUCUGAGUUUGGACAAAAAUAUACCUUGGAAUAUUGCGAUAACAAAGGAUGGAAAUACGGCUCUUCACAUAGCCGUGUCCGCCAAGAAAACUGCUUUUGUCCGCAAUCUAGUCGAAUGCUUGGAAGGAAGUGAACUAGAAUUGAAGAAUGAAUAUGGAUAUACAGCUUUCUGUACUGCAGCUGUAUCAGGAGUCGUUAAAAUUGCCAAGAUCAUGUAUGAAAAAAACAACAAUUUGACAUCAAUUCGAAGUAAAAAUGCAUAUAACCGAGAUAGAAGUAAAAGUGGAUAUACCCCACUUAAAAUUGCAAUUUGGUUCAGAAAAACAGAAAUGGCUGAAUAUCUUUACCCAAUUACACGUCUUGAAGAUCUCGAAGACGAGGAAUAUGUGGAUAUUCUUGAAGAAGCGAUCCGUGCUGACAUGUAUGAUAUCGCUUUAAAGAUGUUAAAAGAAAGUACAAGAAUAGCUCCUCCAAGAAGGAUAAACACAGAACUUGCAUUACAAGCUUUAGCCCAAAAAAAUUUACCAUACAAUCACAAAUUUCAAGGAUGGAUAUGGGAAAGACUUGUUAGCAUCAUUGCGUCUAUACCUUCUAUUCCAUAUUUCAAAAGGAUAUGUAGCUCACUUCAAUGGUGGAGACAAGCCAAUGAGUUGGCAAUGGGGUUGUGGGAAAGGAUUCCCAUGACAUCACUGGACUUCGGCUUCUUAAUUCAAAAGACUCAGAUACUUCAUGAUGCUGCAAAAAUAGGGAAUGUUGAGUUUCUGACUCUGUUUACUCAAUCAUUUCCUGAACUUACAUGGAAUGUCGACUCAGAAAAGUACUCCAUAUUUCAUGUUGCUGUUAUUAACCGACAAGAAAAAGUGUUUAGUCUCAUCUAUCAAACAGGAGCUGCUAAGGAUUUUAAUACAUAUUAUAGAGAUAAAGAUAAAAACAACAUUUUGCACUUGGCCGGAAAAUUAGCACCUCCAAGCAGACUCAACAUUGUAUCUGGACCAGCUCUUCAAAUGCAGAGAGAGUUACUAUGGUUUAAGGAGGUGGAGAAGAUUGUACGCCCUUCCUAUUUUCAGAUGGAAAACAAUGAACACAAAAAACCAAAGGAGUUGUUUACAAUGGAGCAUGAGAAUUUACGGAAAGCUGGUGAGGAGUGGAUGAAGAGCACAGCAACUUCUUGUAUGGUUGUGGCAACUUUAAUUGCCACAGUUGUGUUUGCUGCCGCCUUUACCAUACCUGGCGAGAAUAAAGAAGAAACAGGGGCUCCAAAUUUCUUAAUUGAUGGGUGGUUCACAGUUUUUGUUAUAUCUAAUGCUGUGGCAAUGUUUAGCUCGACAACUUCCAUAAUGAUGUUCUUGUCUAUCUUAACUUCACGAUAUGGAGAAGAUGAUUUUCUAUUUUCAUUACCGGCAAAGCUGAUGGGUGGACUAAUUACACUCUUUGCUUCAGUCAUUUGCAUGGACUUAACAUAUAGUGCAACUUUCUUUUUGGUCUACAAGGAAGAAAAGCAAGGGACAUUGCCAAGACUUGUUGCUGCUCUUGCCGUGCUUCCAAUCACUUUAUAUGCAGUGUUAAAUCGUAGGUUAUGGAAUUCCCUAAUCCAAUCAACAGUGGCAUCAAUGUUUAUGUUUCGACCUGGUAAGCACAGACUUUAUUAAUAAAAGGAGCCACAAUACUAUGAGGAAAGCAUCAUUGUCUUUUGCAGAAAAUUUUGGAAGACUAUCGAAAUUUGAAGCCCAGUGAAUUUUGUAGAUGUAACCUCUUUAUAUGUACAUAUGUGUGUAUGCUGUAACUAUAAACAAUAUUUAAAUAAUCUAAACAUGCUUCAAUGAUC
Olea europaea var. sylvestris is the source of this 2834-nucleotide messenger RNA. RefSeq lists its product as uncharacterized. The record is from RefSeq and is a predicted model, not a curated record. Gene Ontology annotation, molecular function: protein binding. The coding region runs from base 775 to 2658 and encodes 627 amino acids. Lineage: Eukaryota; Viridiplantae; Streptophyta; Magnoliopsida; Lamiales; Oleaceae. The transcript has 5 exons.